Molecule: messenger RNA, 6009 nt
Organism: Aspergillus terreus NIH2624
Lineage: Eukaryota; Fungi; Ascomycota; Eurotiomycetes; Eurotiales; Aspergillaceae
Product: RNA helicase SLH1
Exons: 1
Coding region: 1-6009 (2002 amino acids)
Molecular function (GO): nucleic acid binding; ATP binding; ATP hydrolysis activity
Source: RefSeq, a predicted model, not a curated record
AUGGCAACCAAUAACUCCGCCGAGUUCCAGUGGCUGGCCCAACUGGCGGCCAUGCGCGAAGCUAUCGCCGAGUUGAAACUGCCAAAGGACCCCGCAAAAGACCUUGCUUACGGCAGUGAUUUGGAUUUGGAUCUGGACGACGAUUACUCUUCUCCCGGAACCGUCGAUGAUAUCUGGGAUGUCAUUAGUUCCGAUGAUGAGUCUAGUGUGGGCCUCGACGAGACAGAUCGUGUCGUUUCUCCCCCGACGAACGCCUACGAUCAAAACUGGCUAGAGCAGAAAUGCCUGGGCCUCAGUCUCCAAAAGCCCGGAUUAGACGCGAAUGAGCUGGCGCAGCAGAUUUCGGCUACUUUGGCCACGGACAGUGGCGAUGACGAGCUACAGAUGUCUCUGGCGGAGAUCGUGGGCUUCGACGACCUGGACUUCGUAAUUGAAUUGAUUGCACACCGGGCAGAGAUCCUUGCGAGCGCUGCCACCGGCCCCGAAGCGCAGACUGACGGCCUGAUGUCCGGAAGGCUCCAAACCAAGGCCGAGCGAGAACGAGCAUUGCGGCAGCAGGACUACGAGCACAAACAUACCCCGCUGCUCCCCGCCCAGACCAGACAGGAGCCACAGUACCCGCACGUCUUCAAGAUGCACGACUCGCGAAAUACCCUGGCGCUGGGCGGGAAGAAAUACGGGCUCCCCAUGGGCAGUAAACAGAUCGAGGAGCAGAAAUACACCGAAAUUGAAGUCCCAGCAUCCCGGGUUGGCACGCUCGCUGCCACACAAAAGCUAGUUCCAAUCGCGUCGAUGGAUGGCCUGUGCCAAGGGACUUUCAAAGGUUACAAAACAUUGAAUCGCAUGCAGAGCUUGCUGUAUGACGUGGCCUACAAGACCAGUGAAAACAUGCUUAUCUGUGCCCCAACCGGUGCUGGUAAGACAGAUGCGGCUAUGUUGACGAUCUUGAACGCUAUCGGCAAAAAUACCGCCCCGAACCCCGUGGAAGAGCCAGAGGCAACAGAGUUCGCAGUCCAGGUCGACGACUUCAAGAUUGUCUAUGUCGCUCCGAUGAAGGCUUUGGCGGCUGAAGUCACCGAAAAGCUCGGCAAGCGGCUCGCCUGGCUAGGCAUUCAGGUCCGUGAAUUGACCGGCGAUAUGCAAUUGACCAAGCGAGAGAUCGUUGAAACACAAAUUAUUGUCACCACCCCUGAAAAAUGGGAUGUGGUGACCCGAAAGAGCACUGGGGAUACCGAGCUCGUCCAAAAGGUCCGCUUGUUGAUCAUCGAUGAGGUUCACAUGCUUCACGAUGAGCGUGGUGCAGUGAUCGAGUCCUUGGUGGCCCGUACCCAGCGUCAGGUUGAGAGUACACAGUCGCUCAUCCGCAUCGUUGGUCUUUCUGCGACCCUGCCCAACUAUAUAGAUGUGGCCGACUUCUUGAAGGUCAAUAAGAUGGCGGGGCUGUUUUAUUUUGACAGCUCUUUUCGUCCAGUUCCUCUCGAACAACAUUUUAUCGGUGUCAAGGGGAAGCCGGGCUCGAAGCAAUCUCGCGAAAAUCUUGAUGUUGUCGCCUUCGAGAAAGUGCGUGAUAUGCUUGAGCAUGGGCACCAAGUCAUGGUCUUCGUGCACUCGCGCAAAGACACUGUCCUGACUGCUCGUAUGCUGAAGCAGUUGGCUGCUGAGGAGGGAUGCGAAGACUUGUUCAGCUGCCAGGAUCAUGAGAAAUAUUCCAGCGCGCUCGGGGAUAUGAAACAUGCCCGUGCUCGCGAGCUGCGGGAUCUAUUUGCCAGUGGGUUUGGAACGCACCAUGCCGGCAUGAGCAGAAGUGAUCGUAACUUGAUGGAACGCAUGUUUUCGGAAGGCUUGAUUAAAGUCUUGUGUUGUACAGCUACGCUUGCCUGGGGUGUUAACCUUCCCGCAGCAGCAGUCGUCAUCAAGGGAACGCAGUUGUAUAACCCGCAGGAAGGUAAAUUUGUCGAUCUUGGUAUUCUCGAUGUGCUACAGAUCUUCGGUCGUGCCGGCCGGCCACAAUUCCAGGACACUGGUAUUGGUUUCAUUUGCACGACACACGAUAAGCUACACCAUUAUCUCUCCGCAGUCACCUCCCAGCAACCGAUCGAAUCUCGAUUUUCCAGCCGGCUAGUGGAUAACCUUAAUGCCGAGAUCUCCCUCGGUACAGUCACCUCAGUUCCAGAAGCGGUGCAGUGGCUGGGCUAUUCGUAUCUGUUUGUGCGCAUGCUGCGUGAACCGAGGAACUAUGGCAUCGACUGGGCGGAGAUUCGAGACGACCCUAUGCUGGUCCAGAGACGUCGUCAGUUGAUCAUCCAGGCUGCGCUUGUAUUGCAGAAGAGCCAGAUGAUCAUUUACAACGAAAAGACUGAGGAACUGCGCGCAAAGGACGUUGGGCGCAUUGCAAGUCAGUACUAUGUCUUACAGACUAGCAUUGAAAUCUUUAAUGAAAUGAUGCGCCCUCGAGCCGGUGAAGCGGAUGUGCUGAGGAUGAUCAGUAUGAGCGGUGAAUUCGACAACAUUCAAGCCCGCGAGAAUGAAUCCAAGGAACUCGAUCGGCUACGUGAAGAGGCGAUCCAGACUGAGAUCGCAGAAGGCAAUGACUCGCCCCACGCCAAAACGAACAUUCUACUUCAGUCUUAUAUCUCGCGUGCCAAGAUCGAGGACUUCGCUUUGGUUUCAGAUACUGGUUAUGUGGCACAAAAUGCGGCCCGUAUCUGUCGUGCUUUGUUCAUGAUUGCAUUGAACCGACGCUGGGGUUAUCAAUGCCAGGUGCUCUUGUCGCUGUGCAAGUCUAUCGAAAAGCAAAUCUGGCCCUUUGACCAUCCGUUCCACCAAUUCGACCUCCCUCAGCCGAUCCUCAGGAACUUGGACGAGAAACUUCCGAGUUCAUCCAUCGAGUCAAUGCGCGAUAUGGAGGUUGCGGAGAUUGGCCAGCUUGUCCACAAUCAAAAGAUGGGCAAGACAUUGGCCAAGUUACUGGACAAUUUCCCUACCCUCAGCGUGGAGGCCGAAAUAGCUCCUCUGAACAGAGACGUCCUUCGUAUCAGACUCUGUCUCUAUCCCGAGUAUGUCUGGAAUGAUAGGCACCACGGUGCCUCUGAGUCCUAUUGGGUCUGGGUGGAGAACUCGGAAACCUCAGAGAUCUACCAUCACGAGUAUUUCAUUCUCAGCCGGAAGAAGCUCCAUGACGAGCAUGAGCUCAACUUUACGAUUCCACUGUCAGACCCGUUGCCCAGUCAGAUCUACGUCCGCGCCAUUUCCGAUCGAUGGCUGGGAGCAGAAACCGUUACGCCCGUCUCUUUCCAACACUUAAUUCGUCCAGACACCGAAAGUGUGUAUACGGAUCUCCUGGACCUGCAACCUCUUCCCAUUUCUGCCCUCAAGAACCCCCUUCUAGAGGAGUUAUACGGGCAACGGUUCCAGUACUUCAAUCCUAUGCAGACGCAAAUCUUCCAUCUUUUGUAUCACACCCCAGCGAAUGUUCUCCUGGGCUCUCCUACGGGUAGUGGAAAGACCGUGGCUGCGGAACUGGCGAUGUGGUGGGCCUUCAGGGAGAAGCCUGGUUCAAAGGUUGUAUACAUCGCCCCAAUGAAGGCUCUUGUCCGUGAGCGCGUACAGGACUGGAAGAAACGCCUUACAGCCCCCAUGGGACUGAAAUUGGUCGAGUUGACUGGUGACAAUACGCCUGACACGCGGACCAUCCGUGACGCGGAUAUCAUCAUUACAACGCCUGAAAAAUGGGACGGUAUCUCGCGUAGUUGGCAGACCAGAGACUACGUGCGGAAGGUGAGCCUAGUGAUAAUUGACGAGAUUCACCUGCUAGGCGGUGAUCGAGGUCCUAUUCUGGAGAUCAUUGUCUCGCGAAUGAACUACAUCGCUUCGCAGUCUAAGGGAUCCGUCCGGCUGAUGGGCAUGUCGACUGCUUGUGCCAAUGCUACCGAUCUCGCGAACUGGCUGGGAGUCAAGGAGGGAUUGUAUAAUUUCCGACAUUCUGUGCGCCCUGUCCCUCUCGAGAUCUACAUUGACGGUUUCCCCGAACAACGUGGAUUCUGCCCUCUGAUGCAGUCCAUGAACCGGCCGACUUUCCUUGCGAUUAAGAACCACUCACCCGAGAAGCCGGUCAUUGUCUUUGUUGCCUCCCGUAGACAAACCCGACUCACGGCCAAGGACCUGAUCAACUUCUGUGGAAUGGAAGACAACCCACGCCGGUUUGUCCGCAUGAGCGAAGAGGACUUGCAGCUAAACCUAGCAAGAGUCAAGGAUGAUGCGCUCCGGGAGGCGCUCAGUUUCGGCAUUGGCUUGCAUCAUGCCGGUCUGGUGGAAUCGGACCGACAGCUCGCGGAGGAACUCUUCGCGAAUAACAAGAUACAGAUUCUUGUGGCAACCAGCACUCUUGCGUGGGGCGUCAAUCUUCCGGCGCAUCUGGUGGUUGUCAAGGGCACUCAGUUCUUCGAUGCGAAGAUUGAAGGCUAUAGGGACAUGGAUCUGACUGAUGUCCUGCAGAUGCUCGGUCGUGCUGGUCGUCCCCAGUUCGACUCCUCUGGUAUCGCACGCAUUUUCACCCAGGACUCCAAGAAAGCAUUUUACAAGCACUUCCUCCAUACCGGCUUCCCCGUCGAGUCCACUCUGCACAAGGUCCUCGACAACCAUUUGGGCGCCGAAGUAUCCGCAGGCACGAUCGCCACGAAACAAGACGCCUUGGACUACCUGACAUGGACGUUCUUCUUCCGCCGACUGCAUAAGAAUCCCUCCUACUAUGGUCUUGAAAUCUCCGCUGAGGAGCACAACACCAUGGCUGCCCAGGCAAUUGCGCAGGAUUUCAUGAUCGAUCUGGUGGACAAGUCACUCGGAGAGCUAGCCGAGUCAUCGUGCGUUAUUCUUGACUCCGCUACAGGCGACGUCGACCCCACGCCGUUCGGCAAAAUCAUGAGUUACUACUACCUGUCGCACAAGACGAUCCGCUACCUCAUGUCGCACGCUAAACCGAACCCGACUUUCCAAGACGUGCUGAGCUGGAUGUGCUCUGCAACCGAAUUCGACGAGCUGCCCGUCAGACACAACGAAGACCUCAUCAACGCAGAGCUCGCCCGCAAUUUGCCCCUCUCUGUGGAAUCCAUGGGCGAUCUCCCCAUGUGGGAUCCCCACAUGAAAGCCUUCCUCCUCCUGCAAGCAUACAUGUCGCGGAUCGAUCUCCCGAUAUCUGAUUACGUCGGAGACCAGAUCUCGGUCCUGGACCAGGGCAUCCGUAUCCUGCAGGCAUCCAUCGAUGUGAUGACAGAACUGGGCUACCUGCCCGCCUGCCAGCAGCUGAUGACGCUACUCCAAUGCAUCAAGUCUGCGCGCUGGCCUGAGGACUACCCGUUGUCCAUCCUACCAGGCAUCGAUGUCGAAAGACCAUCAACCGCCUUGCCGGAGACUUUGGUGGCUCUAUCCGCUAUGCCCACUGGCGCUGUGUCGUCCCUCGCCCGCAAACUGCAACUGCCUGCUGCACAGUUCACAAAGGCCGUCUCGUACCUCCCGAGCAUCUCCCUGGAGAUUUCCAAUGUGUCGUCAACCGGCAUCACCAUCUCCUUGUCUCGUCAGAACCCCCCAACCGACUCGGAGUACAGGAUCUACGCGCCGCGGUUCCCGAAACCUCAGACGGAGGGCUUCUUCCUGGUUGUGUGCGCCGCCAAAUCCGAUGGCUCCGAUGGUGAGAUUCUAGGCAUGAAGCGCGUGUCCUGGCCGUCCGCCACCAAGCAGAACGGUUUCAGGAACGGCAGCGGGAGCUCCAGCAAGAGAUCGAACCCAUCAAAGGGCGCGAAUGCAGGCCCCACCGUCCGGUCCUCUGUUAAGUUCCCGGGGACUCUGCUGGAUCAGUUCGCUGCUUCAGCCGCUCCAGGGAAGAUUGCUGUCAAUAUCAAGGUCAUCAGCGAUUCCUACCCUGGUAUGCAGUGGGUCAUGUCGAAUGUGGCGGUUGAGCUGGCAUCUUCGGCGCAGGCUCUGCCUGGGCCUGGGGGUUUCCCUGAGAAGGGCUGA